Messenger RNA from Cercospora beticola, 960 nucleotides. RefSeq names its product formate/nitrite transporter family protein. The record is from RefSeq and is a predicted model, not a curated record. Gene Ontology annotation, molecular function: high-affinity secondary active nitrite transmembrane transporter activity. Gene Ontology annotation, biological process: nitrite transport; transmembrane transport. Lineage: Eukaryota; Fungi; Ascomycota; Dothideomycetes; Mycosphaerellales; Mycosphaerellaceae. Gene Ontology annotation, cellular component: plasma membrane.
AUGCCUCCUCCUCCAACGAAUGGCCUCUCUCCACAAGAAAUUAGUCACUUUGUGACACAAGCUGGCCUCGCCAAAGCCCGCCUUACCUGGCCCGAAUAUGUGAUCAAAUCAUUCUUCGGAGGGGUUUUCAUCUCUUUGGGUGGCAUGAUCGACAUCAUCGUCAACGCCGGCUCCCCGGGUCUUCGAGCAAGCAAUCCAGGCCUUGCAACACUCAUCGCAGGCUUCACCUUCCCAUUGGGUUUUGUCCUGGUGACCUUGACGAACAUGGAGCUGUCGACGAGUAACUUCUUCGUAAUGCCGUACACGACAAUGCAAAGGAAGACGACAGUAGUGGAUUGGCUCAAGAAUUGGGUCCUGACCUACGUGCUCAACAUCGCCGGCGCGUUGUUCGUCGCGGGCUUUCUGGCGUGGUGGAGCGAUGUACUCAAUACGGAUGAGGCUACGGCGUACGUGACAACCCAGGCGGAAGAACGGGUUAAUGUGCAGUGGUCGGUCAACUUCUUGCGAGGUAUCGGUUGCAAUUUUUUCGUCGGUCUGGCGUUCUUUAUGACUCUGGGAGCAGUGGAGUUCGUUUCCAAAAUCUACACGAUCUGGGUCCCAAUCUGGGCAUUUGUCAUCGCUGGCUACCAGCAUUCAAUCGCCAACUACUUCAUGAUACCGAUCGGAAUGUUCUAUGGUGUGAACUUUUCCGUUGGAAAGUUCAUCUCACAUAGCGUAAUCCCUGUCACUCUCGGGAAUAUUGUUGGCGGCGCUCUGCUUUGUUCUCUGCCAUUUUGGUAUCUUUAUGGCAGAGGUGAUGGAAUUAAUGUGCAAACUGGGCACGAGAUUCGAGAAUCCACGAUGCAAAAGCACAGGGUCGAAUCAGAUGAGACCGUCGGUGGUCGCGAUUCCGCAGCGAGAGGCCGUGACGCAGCUAUGGGAGAUGGUUAUGAUCGGAAUGGUAUGGUACAUACUGCCUGA